Triticum urartu is the source of this 985-nucleotide messenger RNA. It is a transcript of the gene PNSB3, whose product is annotated as NDH-dependent cyclic electron flow 1. Gene Ontology annotation, molecular function: electron transfer activity; 2 iron, 2 sulfur cluster binding. Gene Ontology annotation, biological process: P450-containing electron transport chain. The record is from RefSeq and is a predicted model, not a curated record. Lineage: Eukaryota; Viridiplantae; Streptophyta; Magnoliopsida; Poales; Poaceae. Gene Ontology annotation, cellular component: chloroplast thylakoid membrane.
GCAGCAGAUAAGAUUUUGAUAACACAAAGCCGGCCACACGACACAAAACCGAAACGAAUGUAGCAGGAGCCCAGGAUAAGAUUCAAAAACCUUGACGACCGUGCAGCUCGCAAGCUGCGGCAAUGGCGGCGACACUGCAGUUCAUCAGCCUGCUCGGCACCUCCUCCGCCCAUCCAGCUCCUUCCUGCAGCAGCAGCAACGAGAAGCAGCACCGCGCUGUCCACCUGCCCCAGCAGCAUCAGCACGGGAGGAGGGGCGGGAGGAGGCUCCGCGCCGUCCGCGCCGUCGAGACGGGCGCCGAGCCUGCCCCCGCCGACUCUGAGAUGGCGGUGGAGCCGCCGUCCGUCGACUUUGCGUUCGUCAGCCCUCGGUUGCUGCCGGACGGGACGCCGGACGUGCACUACCGGACGGCGUGCGGCGGGCAGAAGCUUAGGGACAUCAUGCUCGAAGGUUAUAUCGACCUCUACGGGCCUUACGAUAAAUUGCUGCUCAACUGCUCGGGGGGCGGCGAGUGCGGGACCUGCAUCGUGGAGGUAGUUGAAGGCGGCGAAAUGCUUUCUCCAAAGAACGAAGUAGAAAAGGAAAAGCUUAAAAGGAAACCCAAGUCAUGGAGGCUGGCGUGCCAGGCCACGGUUGGCAACCCAGAUUCAACAGGACAGAUGGUCAUACAGCAGCUACCAGAGUGGAAGGUACACAAGUGGGAGAAGUGAUUGGAGUAUAACAUUAUGAUGGUCAUCCAGUAGACCUCAUGACCCUGGAAGAAUUAGACAGGAGCAACACUUGGUCAGGAGAAGAAGAACUAGAGGCUGUCUGUUUGAAGCCUCAACGAGGACUAUAUGUAAAGGCCGACACAGAGACAUGUGAAGGCGUCCCGUAGAACUAGAAGCAAAGGCGCACUUCCUUGCGCUCGUAAACAAAUACGUAGUACAAAAUAAUCCAAAGUGCUCCAAUGCUCAAAUAUUUAACAAUCGGUUCAGUUUUCUCA